Messenger RNA from Epithele typhae, 1266 nucleotides. Its product is annotated as acid protease. Gene Ontology annotation, biological process: proteolysis. The coding region runs from base 1 to 1266 and encodes 421 amino acids. NCBI's taxonomy places the organism in Eukaryota, Fungi, Basidiomycota, Agaricomycetes, Polyporales, Epitheliaceae. The transcript is spliced from 5 exons. Gene Ontology annotation, molecular function: aspartic-type endopeptidase activity. The record is from RefSeq and is a predicted model, not a curated record.
AUGUUUUUCAACGCCAUUCUCCCCGCUCUUUCCCUCACUCUGCUCUCUCAAGCCACUCCUGUUCCCGAGGCCCGCCCUCUCGGCGUGAACAUCCCUCUCCACAAGCGUGGCUCGCUCACCACUCCCCACGGUGUCUUCGACCAUGCGAUGGCCGUCAAGCAUGGCGCAAGGAUCGCAAACAAGUACCGCAGGAACCUGAUCAACAUCAAGGCGAACACUGGUCACCUUCCCGACGGCGUCGAGUCGAUCCCAGAUUCCAAAGUCGCUGCCCAUCCCCUCAAACGCGCCGGCGUUCCUCUCACGGACGAGGACCAUGACGUUCAGUGGGCGGGAAAGGUCGCCAUAGGCACGCCCUCGACCACGUUCCUAAUCGAUUUCGACACCGGCUCGUCGGACCUCUGGGUUCCGUCUUCUACAUGCACCUCCUGCGGUUCCCACAAGAAGUACAACCCCGCAAGAUCCUCCACAAGCUCGAAGAAGAGCGGCACCUUCGAGAUCGGGUACGGCGAUGGCUCCUCUGCGUCCGGCCCCAUUUACACCGACACCGUGACCGUAGGCGGCAUUAAGGCGACCGGCCAGUACUUCUCCGCUGUCACCACGGAGUCGUCUGAGUUCACAAGUGACGUCGUCGACGGCCUCAUGGGUCUUGCCUUCCCGCAGCUGUCCAAUCUUAAGCAUAAACCGUUCUUCAACACCGCGUUCUCCCAGGGCACCGCCAAGCAGAACGUCUUCGGCUUCAAGCUCGCCACGACCGGCUCCGAGCUCUACCUCGGCGGCACCAACUCCGCGCUCUACACCGGCGCGCUCGAGUACCACCCCGUCUCGCCCUCGUCCCUCGGCUUCUGGCAGAUCACUGGCGCGAGCGCGUUCGCGAACGGCGCCCGCGUCGCCUCCGGCUUCCAGACCGUCAUCGACUCGGGCACGACGAUCAUGUACGGGCCCCCGGCCGCCGUCAAGGCGUUCUACGCCGCCGUCCCGGGAGCGAAGGUCUUCGACGCCGCGAACGGGCUCUACCAGUACCCGUGCGCGCGCGCGCCGAGCGUGGCGUUCAGCUGGGGCCCCACCGGGAAGGCGUGGGCGGUCUCGAAAAACAACUUCAGCCUGGGAGUGACGAGGGCCGGGUCGACGUGGUGCGUGGGCGCGCUCGCGGGCCAGGACUUUGGGCUGGGCUCGAACGUGUGGCUUCUGGGCGACAGCUUCAUGAAGAACGUGUACACCGCGUUUUCGUUCGCUCGGAACUCCGUCGGGUUCGCUAAGCUUAAGUGA